Molecule: messenger RNA, 5870 nt
Organism: Ceratitis capitata (Mediterranean fruit fly)
Lineage: Eukaryota; Metazoa; Arthropoda; Insecta; Diptera; Tephritidae
Gene: DIP2
Product: disco-interacting protein 2
Exons: 17
Coding region: 560-5803 (1747 amino acids)
Source: RefSeq, a predicted model, not a curated record
CGAAGUUCGUGCAACUUCGAUUGAUUCCUUUUAUAUAAAAUCUAAUAUAGUUCGUUGUUAUAAAGUCAUAAAUGAAAGUGGAGCAUUUAACCAUAAAGAGUUAUGUCAAUAAACCCAAAACAGUUAUUGCUUUUGUACCAUAACUGAAUUUGCUUACUGUGUCCAAAUUGAAUCAUCAACGGGGUUGGGCAGCCACUGUCCCAACUGCUCCAUCGUCUACGAGUAUUUGUGUGGAUAUGAAUGAUAUUGUAUGUACCUAGGAUUUAAAACUGACAACAAUUCUUACAGAGUUUGUGUAGUUAUUGUGUCUAUAUGGCAGUGAAAAGAAUUCAAUAAGUUAUGUGUUCAAAAGCAUUUUUAAAUACCAGAAUAUAGUGUAUUUAUUUAUGAUUAUGUGCAAAGUGGUUUUCAAAGUGAAAUCGCUAUCAAGUGAAUAGUACGAAAUAAAAUAUUUCGACAACAGGACUACGUCCUGCAUAAUUUUAAGGGUGGGAUUCGACGAGAAAAAAAAUACCAAUAAAAAGAUAUAAAAAUUAAGUAAAGAAAAAAUAUUGCAGAAAUGUCUGCGAAUUUAUUGGAGAAUUUCGCAGCACUUCCUGCUGAUGUACGAGAAAAGUUGGCUGAGUUGGAUUUAGAAUUAUCUGAAGGCGACAUAACACAAAAGGGAUAUGAAAAGAAACGAGCAAAGUUGCUGCAACCGUUUUUAAUACCGACAAAUGAAGGAAAUGAUUCGAAAGAUUUGGACAAAGGCGAAAAAUCCAUGCCUCCUUAUUAUAAUAUUAAAACGCCACAACCGCAAAAUCCAAAGACUGUGAAAGAUGGAGCCUUAGUAUCAAGUGAAGGGUAUAGCUAUGUAACCGAAGUACCAUCACUGCCAUCAUCUCAUCAAAGACAUUCCAAUGCAUCUAAAAAGUCAGAUGGCAGCCAUCAUUCAAUGCGAGAAGGUGGUGGCAGCAGUGGCGGUGGUGGAGGUGGUGGUGGAAGUGGUAGUGGCCAUAUAGAACGCUCCGAAUCCAGCCAUCAACAUAGCAGGCAAAGACGUACACAGCGAAAAAUUACACAUAAUGAAAAACGUUAUCAUUCCGAAGUGCGACAAGAAGCUGUACAACAAGCGCUUGCAGCACUCAAAACUCGCCCUAAACCCAGUUUGCCAAUGCCAUCGAAACGAAGUUCUGUUCUCAAUCGAAGUCCGGAUCGCAAUAAUGAUGAUAUUGAUUCAUCAACUGAUGAAGAAUCCAUUCCUGAGGAGACAAUUUCUCCCGAUAAAGAGUAUAAUUAUCCACGUGAUCAUGUUAGCAAUAUUAUGGAACCAAUUAUAAAACCGCCUAUACGUGAUUCAUCAAUGGGUGGUGCACAGAAUAGAAACAAAUAUCCCGAAAGGCGACCUCCACAGAAUUUGCCACCACUGCCACAUUCGGAUACAUCCAGCACAGAAUCACCGCCUACUGCGUAUAUGAAGGAAAACACUGAUUUUACUGAUAGCAAAGAGAAACACAAACCAUACGCCGCUCCAGAUAUCACACAAUUUAAUAAUACACGUCAUGCCGCUGAUCGUGUGACGCGUUAUGUGAAUGUCUCGCAAACUGAUCUUGGCGAAUCAGAUACGAAUGGUCGUUGGAAAGUUUCUGCGAAAAUUCAACAACUCCUUAAUACCUUGAAGCGUCCCAAGCGUAGACCACUACCCGAAUUUUAUGAAGAUAACGAUAUAGAACUCGAAAUUGCCGCUAAUCCCAAAGAUCCAAAUGCACCCAAACCCGAGGGCAGUAUUAUGACGGCUGUGCAGGGUGAACAAUUGGCUGUGGCGGCCGGUUUGCCACGUUCUUUGGAAGCCGCACUACAACGCUAUGGCACCAACUCGUUUAAAUCCCCAAUGGCUACAGUACUUGAUCCGAAUGGCAAAAUUACAACAACUCUUACGUAUGGCAAACUUUUGUCACGCGCACAAAAAAUUGCAUAUGCAUUAUCAACGAAGAUUUUUAGUAAGGGCCCUGAACAAAUCACAUUGAAGCCGGGAGAUCGAGUAGCUUUGGUUUACCCAAACAAUGAUCCAUUGAGUUUCAUUACGGCUUGGUAUGGCUGCAUGUUUCGUGGUCUGGUACCCUUACCCAUUGAGUUGCCGCUCUUAAGCUCUGAUACACCACCACAACAAGUCGGCUUUCUUCUAAGUUCAUGUGGCAUUACAGUCGCUUUGACUUCAGAGGCUUGUUUGAAAGGUUUGCCAAAAUCGUCUACAGGUGAAAUUGCAAAGUUGAAAGGCUGGCCACGCCUACAAUGGUUUGUUACCGAACAUCUGCCAAAGCCACCAAAAGAUUUCAAUGUUGGCAAUAUACGUAUUGAGGACUCGGCCACAGCAUACAUUGAAUAUACGACCGAUAAGGAGGGCAGUGUUAUGGGCGUCACCGUCACCCGUUUGGCCAUGAUGAACCAUUGUCGCGCUCUCACAAUGGCCUGCCAUUAUACCGAAGGUGAAACUAUUGUUUGCGUCUUGGAUUUCAAACGUGAAGUUGGCUUAUGGCAUGCCGUACUCACCUCAGUCCUGAAUGGCAUGCAUGUAUUAUUCAUACCAUAUGCUCUGAUGAAGUUACGCCCUUCAUCAUGGAUGCAAUUAAUCACUAAACAUCGAGCCUCCUGUUGUUUGGUGAAAAGUCGUGAUUUACAUUGGGGCUUACUCGCUACAAAAGAUCAUAAGGACAUUUCAUUAUCGUCACUACGCAUGCUACUUGUCGCUGAUGGCGCUAAUCCAUGGUCACUUUCAUCGUGUGAUCAGUUCUUAAACGUUUUCCAACCGAAAGGACUGCGCUCGGAUGCAAUAUGUCCAUGUGCCAGCAGUUCUGAGGUCUUUACAGUUUCUUUACGUCGUCCCGGUCGUUCAUCAACCGGUUUUAGUCAAUCAGCCACUGGACGUGGCGUAUUAUCUAUGGCUGCUCUCUCACAUGGUGUGGUGCGUGUAGAUAGUGAAGAUUCACUAACAUCACUGACCUUGCAAGAUUGUGGUCAAGUAAUGCCAGCCGCACAAAUGGUGGUGGUACGUUCGGAGGGUGUACCAGUUUUGUGCAAGACAGAUCAAGUUGGUGAGAUAUGUGUUACCAGUGGUUCGACCGGUACAGCAUACUUCGGUUUAGACGGUCUAACCAAUACGACUUUCAAGGUGCAACCACUACUAGAAGAUCCCGAUACUACAAAAGAUGAGUCUACAUUCAAACCAAUAAGCGAUGAGUAUUAUGUACGUUCGGGUCUGCUAGGCUUUCUGGGACCUGGUGGUUUGGUCUUCGUAUGCGGCUCACGUGAUGGUCUAAUGACUGUAACAGGACGUAAGCAUAAUGCUGACGAUAUUAUUGCUACAGUAUUAGCUGUGGAACCUAUGCGUUUCAUAUAUCGCGGUCGCAUAGCCGUUUUCAGUAUUAAAGUGUUGAGAGAUGAACGUGUUUGUGUUAUAGCCGAACAGCGUCCGGAUUGUUCGGAAGAGGAAAGUUUCCAAUGGAUGUCACGUGUGCUGCAAGCUGUCGAUUCCAUACAUCAAGUGGGUAUAUAUUGUUUGGCGCUCGUGCCACCAAAUCAUUUGCCGAAAACACCAUUGGGCGGUAUACAUUUGUGUGAGGCACGUCGACGCUUCUUGGAAGGUUCACUACAUCCGGCCAAUGUGCUAAUGUGUCCACAUACAUGCGUGACAAAUUUACCGAAACCACGGGAAAUACAUCAAGGUGUGCCAAGUGCAACUGCAAAAAUAAGCUCAUCAUCUGGAUGUGGUAUUACAGACACGUCUGUUGGGCCAGCCUCAGUGAUGGUUGGGAAUUUAGUGCAAGGCAACCGUUUAGCCAUCGCACAAGGUCGGGACAUCGGCUUGUCCGAGGAGAAUGAACGAAAGCAUCAAUUAAUAACUGGCGUUUUACGUUGGCGUGCUAAUACCUCACCGGAUCAUAUCAUUUUUACGCUAUUGAAUUCGAAAGGUGCUAUUGCAAAGACUUUGACCUGCUCAGAAUUGCAUAAACGAGCGGAGAAAAUAGCAGCACUCUUACAGGAAAGAGGUCGAAUCGAACCCGGUGAUCAUGUUGCUCUAAUUUUUCCACCUGGCCUGGAUUUAUUAUGCGCUUUCUACGGCUGUCUCUAUUUGGCUGCUAUUCCCAUUACCAUACGACCACCACAUCCACAAAAUCUUAUAACAACUCUACCAACUGUGCGCAUGAUUGUCGAUGUCUCGAAAAGUGUUAUUGUGCUCUCUAUACAACCGAUCAUAAAAUUAUUGAAGUCACGUGAAGCAGCUGCUUCCAUUGAUCCGAAAACCUGGCCACCCAUAUUGGAUAUUGAUGAUAAUCCAAAACGAAAAUUAAUGUCAAUUGCGAAUGCGCCAUUAGAUUCGACGGCUUAUUUGGAUUUUAGUGUGUCCACUUGUGGCCGCUUAAGUGGUGUUAAUAUAACACAUCGCUCUCUUUCUAGUCUCUGCGCAAGCUUAAAACUAGCCUGCGAAUUAUAUCCUUCUCGACACGUUGCUCUCUGCCUGGAUCCAUAUUGUGGUUUGGGCUUCGCUAUGUGGACGCUCAUUGGUGUGUAUAGCGGCCAUCAUUCGAUACUCAUUGCUCCUUACGAAGUCGAAACAAAUCCCAGUCUCUGGCUAUCAACACUGUCACAUUAUCGUGUACGCGACACGUUCUGUUCGUAUGGCGUUAUUGAGCUCUGCACGAAGGCGCUCAGCAAUUCAAUACCGAUGCUCAAACAACGCAAUGUCGAUUUACGUUGUGUACGCACAUGUGUAGUGGUGGCUGAGGAGCGUCCACGCGUACAAUUGACACAACAAUUUUGUAAACUCUUCCAAGCACUCGGUUUGAAUACACGCUGUGUGUCCACUUCAUUCGGUUGUCGUGUCAAUCCUGCAAUAUGUGUGCAAGGUGCUAGUUCGGCGGAAAGUGCACAGGUCUAUGUGGAUUUACGUGCGUUGCGUAAUAAUCGCGUAGCGCUAGUGGAACGCGGUGCACCAAAUUCACUGUGUCUCAUCGAAUCGGGUAAAUUAUUGCCGGGUGUAAAGGUGAUCAUUGCCAAUCCAGAGACGAAGGGUCAUUGUGGUGACUCGCAUUUGGGUGAAAUAUGGGUGCAAUCACCACAUAACGCUAAUGGCUAUUUCACCAUUUACGGUGACGAAACCGAUUAUAAUGAUCACUUUAACGCUAAGUUGGUGACUGGUGCAACAACAGAAGUCUACGCACGUACCGGCUAUUUAGGCUUCCUACGACGAACCGAAUGCUCGCAAGCGGUUUCCAUUUUAGACGAAACAACACCCAGUGUAGCCAGUCGUGAUAGUGACAAUGAAUCGCUCAAUUCAAUGAGUCAGCUACAUUUGAAUUUCUCAUCAAUGUCCACUGGUGGUGGUGGUGGAACGCAAGCGCCCAGCAUUAGUGGUGAUCCGAGUUUGAUAACUAAUGUCAAUGAUCAGGAGUUGCACGAUGCUGUUUACGUGGUAGGUGCUCUGGACGAAGUCAUUACAUUACGCGGCAUGAACUAUCAUCCAAUUGAUAUUGAGAAUUCGGUAUUAAGGUGUCAUAAGAAGAUCGCUGAGUGCGCUGUCUUCACUUGGACCAAUCUAUUGGUUGUAGUUGUUGAGCUUGAUGGCAAUGAAUCAGAAGCAUUGGACUUAGUACCCUUGGUAACUAAUACCGUUUUAGAGGAGCAUCAAUUAAUUGUUGGCGUUGUUGUAGUGGUCGAUCCAGGCGUUGUGCCCAUUAACAGUCGCGGCGAAAAACAACGAAUGCAUUUACGUGAUGGCUUUUUGGCUGAUCAACUUGAUCCCAUUUACGUUGCUUACAAUAUGUAAAUACCCCAUAUAAUAGUAUUAAUAUAAACAAACAUACAUACAUACAUAAAACAUACAUAAAAACAUA